AUUAAUAAAACCAUAUUUAUAAUACAAAAAAAUAUAAUAUAUACACAAACUUCCCAUAACAAUAACAUAUAUUUAAAUAUACAAAACUUUAUUUUUUUCUAAACUUAAAUAUUUAUAAAUAGCUAUCCUAUUAUUAUAAUAAUAAUAUUUUUUUCUCAUUAAAAUUAUAAAAAUAAUUAAAUUUUUUUAUUUUUAUAAUAAUAUCAUAGGUUGAUCGAUUACAUCCCAUAUAAUUAGCUCAAUUUGUAUAAAAGAAAAUAAAUUAAAAAACUUUUAUUAAAAAAAAACUCAACUAAAAUUUAAAAAUGAAUACUUCAAGAAUCAUAUUAUCAAAUACCAUUAGAAACCACGUUGCUAAAAGACAAUUAACAACUUUUACAACCGCCUCAUUAAGUCAAGUUAAGGGCAAAGACGGUAAACUUUAUACUGUCCCACCAAAGAAAUGGGAAGAGGGUAUUUCUACUCCAAGUGAAUCCAUUGUUAAAGCCGAAAGAGCUCCAAACAUGCCAAUUGAUGAACUCCAAAAAGUUUCUGCUGCUAAAUUUACCACAGCUACCCAUAAGAAAAGUUUUCAACUCAAAUAGAUUUUUUUCUAUUUUGUAAAUAAAUUUAAAAAAAAUUAAAAUAAAAAAUAACAUCAAAAAAGAAAAAUAAAACAAUGUAAAUAGAUUUGACAAAC
Molecule: messenger RNA, 679 nt
Organism: Dictyostelium purpureum
Lineage: Eukaryota; Evosea; Eumycetozoa; Dictyosteliales; Dictyosteliaceae
Exons: 3
Coding region: 306-584 (92 amino acids)
Source: RefSeq, a predicted model, not a curated record